Lodderomyces orthopsilosis Co 90-125 is the source of this 2931-nucleotide messenger RNA. RefSeq lists its product as uncharacterized. Gene Ontology annotation, cellular component: membrane coat; AP-2 adaptor complex. The transcript has a single exon. Gene Ontology annotation, biological process: clathrin-dependent endocytosis; intracellular protein transport. Bases 1 to 2931 code for a protein of 976 amino acids. NCBI's taxonomy places the organism in Eukaryota, Fungi, Ascomycota, Pichiomycetes, Serinales, Debaryomycetaceae. The record is from RefSeq and is a predicted model, not a curated record. Gene Ontology annotation, molecular function: clathrin-cargo adaptor activity.
AUGAAACCACAAGACAAGCUUCUGCAAAAGAACCAAAUGAAGGGUCUACAUCAAUUCAUCGUAGACUUGAGGAAUUCUAAAGACCAGGAGGAGGAAUACAAGAAAAUCCGUACGGAAGCAAAUACUAUACAAAACAAAUUUCAAUCCACCACAUCGUUGAACAAUUAUCAAAAGAAAAAGUAUAUUUGUAAAUUGAUCUAUAUAUUUAUCCUGGGAUAUUCCGAAUUGGUUAACUUUGGGUUGAACGAAUCCAUCGAGUUGAUCAAGUCCAGCAUUUUUAGCGAUAAAAAGUUGGGCUAUCUUGCAGUGUCGGUACUUUUGAACAAUGAGAGUCCCAACAGCAUUUCGUUGUAUACAUCCAAAGAACACUUGAAUCAUAUUUUAGAAAUCACUCAUCCAUAUCUUGUACAGGAUCUACGGUCUUCGGACGAGGAGGUAAACUGUUUGGCAAUACAGAUGAUUGCAACAUGUUUUACUGCGUCAGACACCACGAUAUUUGACGGCGACGGAAACGCGAUUCAAUGGAUGGAACUUAUUGACGUCGUCUUUGCUUCAGCAACUUCGCCAUUACAAAAACCUGUUGUAAAACAAAAAGCAUUGAUAACUUUGAAAUCACUACUUCAGUUGUAUCCCGAUGUGAUCAUAAAGAACAGCAACUGGAUACCUCGUUUGUUGAAAAUAGUAGAGGAGUCGUCUGAUAUCGGAGUUGUGACUGCCAGUGUGCCAUUACUCGACUUUAUUUUGACAAUAAAACCACUACUUGUGAGGUCAGUUCUUCCAUCGGUAACUCAGAGACUUUACUCAUUAACUGUCUUGGAUGAAUGCCCCUCAGAAUACUACUACUACAACACACCUGCCCCCUGGCUUACAGUAAAGUUAUUACAAUUUGUUGAAAACAAUUUUCUUGUGUCUACAGGUAGUGGUGAGACUCAAUUCUCGGCAGAUCAGAUUGAUAGCGUCACCUUGAAUCAACUUCGUCAAGUUGUAUCUAAAUCUAUCCAAAAUGCAUCGCACCACAUCAAGGGUUUACCCAAUAGAAACUCGCGAAGCUCCAUCUUGUUUCAAGCAGUAUCAUUGGCGGUAUUUUUAGAAGCAUCUCCUGAAGCUAUUGCCGGUGCAUCUAAUGCGCUUUUGAACCUCAUUGUUUCAAAUGAUACAAACACCAGGUAUUUGGCUCUCGACGCGUUGAUAAAACUAACAGCUAGACUGGAGUCACCUUACUUGUCAACAAAGGACAAAUUUGGGGAGAUUUUGCCAAUUUUUGUCAACUUGCUCAAGGAUAAGGAUAUAUCGGUACGAAGGAAAACAUUGGAUUUGCUUUAUACGAUUUGUAAUGACGACACUUAUUCGGUGAUUUUGAACGAGUUAUUACUAUAUUUCCCCCAUGCUGAUCAACAGAUGAAACAAGAGUUGGCUAUAAAGAUUGCGAUUUUGGCAGAAAGAUUUGCAACUGACUCCACGUGGUAUGUUACAACAAUGCUCAAGUUGCUUUCCAUUGGAGGAGGCUCAAACGCCAACGGUGUUGGGUUUAUUAGCAAUGAAGUAUGGGAAAGGAUUGUACAAAUAGUAGUCAACAAUGACGAUUUGCAUAAGAAAACGGCAAAGAUGAUUAUUAAUUUGAUGAAAAAGCCAUUUGGGAAUUCACAAUCUCCCGUGUCGGAAUAUUUAAUCAAAGUGGCAGCUUUUGUAUUGGGAGAGUUUGGUCACGAGGUAAAUGAUCUUAACGAGACCAACGUAGGCGUGCAAUUUCGUUUGCUUUAUGAUGCGUACUUUGGUGUAUCAAUCUCCACUAGAGCAAUGUUGUUGAGUUCUUUUCUCAAGUUUCUUGUCAAGUUUCCAGAAGCUGAUUUUGUUCCCGAGAUUGUUGAUUUGUUUGAAGUGGAAACUCAAUCUUUGGACUUAGAGAUCCAGGGUAGGGCGUACGAGUACUUGAAAUUGUCCACAGUUCAUUCCGACUUCAGGUUAGCCAAAACUGUAAUAAAACCAGUACCUGCGUUCAAUCAACAAGAAAGUCCUUUGCUAAAGAGACUUGGAGUGUUACCCAAUAGACCCGGAGUUAGUAGAUCCAAAUCAAGAGUCUUGGCGCGGAACAUCAAAACAAAACCAGAGAAUGGCAAUGUUGCAACAGGAGAAGGUGCCAAGGACAAUGCCCUCACUAACAAUUGGUAUUCUGGGUUCCACAGAAUGCUUCAUUUUGAUGCAGGCAUAUUCUACGAAAACAACCUCAUCAAAAUAACCUACAGAUUGGUGAAAAGUAAUAACGAGUUUGUAAUCCAAUUCACGAUUAUAAACAAUGCUUCCAAGACCGUGGGUGAGACAAUAACUGGAUUUAAUGUUCUUAAACUUGACACAAUGGCAAAGAAAGAAGAUCCUAAUUAUUUACUCAGUAUUACACAUUUGCCCGAAUCCACAAUAGCAGAUCGUGGUCGCAUGGAUAUCAGUGUCAAAGUGAGAGGGGUUGUUGAAAAUCACGAGGAUCCAAUCAUUUCCCUCACUUUUAUGUGCGGUGGCUCUUUUAAUCAGUUGAACUUGAAGUUUCCAGUUCAGCUUAUAAAGACCCUAACAUCGGCACCAAUUCGUGGCAUCGACGAGUUUGAGAAAAGAUGGGGUCAAAUAGAGGAGCAUUUGGGACUCGAAAAGGGCGAGAGUAUGGUUGUUGUCCAUUUAUCACACAGACAUGAUGCAGCGCAAAUCUGUCGCUCCUUGUCCAGAAUAGGAUUUACGGUACUUACUGAAUCAGACCAUGGGAUCAAUGUGAUUGGUGCAGGAAUUAUCCACACACAGAAAUCGAAUUAUGGUGUGCUAGUCAAGUUACUAGGUUUGGAUAUAGAAGGAAAAGAUUUGAAAAUAAUUGUACGAUGUACAGGUGGUGGGGUAGCGGAUAUAAUUUCCUCUGCCAUGAAGGAGAUUUUUGUAGGUAAAUACAACUAA